UCUUGACUUAAGUGGGAUUAAACUAUAGGUAAAAUCAGUGAGAGUUGCGGCGCUGUGAGAUGAUUGUAAACCCAGAAACAGCUUUAAAUGAAACAUCAAAACAUGAGAAGAUGGGUAGAAGGUGUCAUUUCCGAAGGUCUCUUCGAGGGUUAAUGAUUUGGGGGGCUUGGCUGACCAUUAUAUUCGUAUUGACUUGUUCCUACUUCAUGGCUGACAAAACAAGCAAGCUACAUCGGUAUACUCUGGAGAAAAUACCUUUCAGAAAACUAAGCGAAGAAGCAGUCACAAGGGCAUCGCCCAAGUAUCCCCUAACUGAUCCACACGGCCCGCCCUUUGCGGGCACCCAAGGGACAAAGGUGGAGAGUCAUCCAGAAUUCUAUAACCGAUACUGGCCGGUAAAUUGUAGUGCAGUCUUUGAGGAAGAUUUACAGGAGAUCGCACGUGUGGACGCUAUGCUAGAGAAGGAGAGGCAGAAGUCAAAAAAGGGUGAAAUCGACAUUGCGUCGGAUGCUUUGGUCGCAAACUUUACCCAAGAUUGCGAAUAUUAUAGGAAAAUCCGAGGUUACCCAACAAAAGUACUAAGUAAGGAGGAAGAGGAGUUUCCGCUUGCGUUUAUUAUCCUUACCCACAAGAAUGCUGCACAGGUGGAACUGCUUUUCCGUGCUAUUUACCAACCCCAUAAUGUAUAUGCCUUCCAUCCAGAUGGCAACUCGCCACCAGAAUUUCAAAGAGCUAUAAGAAACAUGGCAAGUUGCUUUGACAAUGUGUUCGUUUGUUCCAAAUUAGAAAAGGUACAGUAUGCCGGUUUCACGCGCCUCCUUGCAGAUAUCAACUGCAUGCACGACCUGGUCAAUCAUUCUGUGCAGUGGAAGUAUGUCAUCAACCAGUGCGGGGAAGCAUUUCCACUGAAGACCAAUCUGGAGAUGGCCAAGAUGAUCAAGGCUUACCACGGCCGCGUGGAUGCUGAAUCAAACGACCAACCCCUCAAACUAUCCAGGUUUCACAAGCUCUCCUCCAGAUACACCUCCUUUAAGAAAACUGAAGACAGACUGAAUCGCUACCCGCCACCAGGAAACAUCACGCUGCACUCUGGGAACGCCUACAACACUCUCAGCAGAGAGUUUGUCGACUACGUUUUGACGGACAAGGAAGCUGUUCAAUUCCUGAGUUGGAUCAACAUGACGUAUUCCCCCGAUGAACACUUCAUGGCGAGCCUCCGUCGCUACCACAAUGCACCCGGAUCAUAUCCUAACGUCACGCUAUCAAAGGAUAUCAACACCAGCUUCGUCAAAUGGAGCUGGGGGAAGGCGAGUAAAGAAUGCGUCGGCAAGUAUGUCAGAGGUAUCUGUGUGAUAUCGACAGGAUACCUACCCUAUGUGUCCCGCGUGCCCAACCUAUUUGUCAACAAAAUACAUUACUCUUAUGAUCCAGUCACGAUACAGUGCAUGCAAGAACUUCUGACGAACAGAACUAGGAAUCCGCAGCUCACGCGUCAAUAUUACAAAGAAUUCCCGCCCAAACGUGCUUGGUACUAAAUGGGGAGGAAGAAAAAAAGGUAUUCACAAUAUUUUGGCGCUCAUCGGGAAUACGUUUAGUCCUUUGAUAUUUUAUUUUGCCUUCGUAAACACGCGCAUUCCAGCCUGAGGACAAAAUUUUUGUUCGUCAAAUUGCAAUAAUGUACUCUGUACUCUGUACAUUUAAAAUCAUUUAAAGACAGUCAGAAAGAUAUAUAUAGAGAGAGAGAGAGAAGAGAGAGAGAGAGAGAAGGAGAAGAGAGAGAGAGAGAGAGAGAGAGAGAGGGUACAUUCAUGAUGAAUGUGGAUGUUUGUGCUUCCAUGGUAUGCGGUAAAGGAAACUUAUCAUAAUUUUGUCGAGGCAAUAAUUACAAUCAAAUCAUCAUAAUAUGUAGUAUGUCAAUGGAAAAGAAAGCACAAUGUUUGACACUACCUGAUUUUGACUGAUGUUUAAUCUGAAUACAAUUGUAUCUCAGAUAAUGUUGUUUGUACUUUUUGUGGAUCAGUACCUGUAGCGGUUCUAGAUUGAUUUGUCUUGAUAAUGAAUUUAUGCGAGGCACAUGACCUUGUAAAAAUAAAUGCAAGAACCCCCUAAGUUAGUGGCAGAUGAAAGGGGAGGGGGGCUAUCACCGUAUUCCCUUUAGAAACAUGAGCCAUAUACAUUCAUUCAUUUCACAACUCAAGAAUGUUCAGGUGG
Strongylocentrotus purpuratus (purple sea urchin) is the source of this 2211-nucleotide messenger RNA. RefSeq names its product beta-1,3-galactosyl-O-glycosyl-glycoprotein beta-1,6-N-acetylglucosaminyltransferase 4-like. The record is from RefSeq and is a predicted model, not a curated record. Gene Ontology annotation, molecular function: acetylglucosaminyltransferase activity. The transcript is spliced from 2 exons. Bases 60 to 1535 code for a protein of 491 amino acids. Gene Ontology annotation, cellular component: membrane. Lineage: Eukaryota; Metazoa; Echinodermata; Echinoidea; Camarodonta; Strongylocentrotidae.